GAGACUGCCGUCACUGGAGUUGUAUUUGUGAUAUUUAUCGUUACCGCUUACCUAGCCUUUGUUGAAAAAAAGAUGUGUCUCCUCGUUGGACCCGCGGGUGUUGGGAAGACGCUACUUUUGAAGCGACUCCAAUUUUUGUCUGGAAAGGACAAACUGGGAGAUAUGGAGGAGGCACCAGCAACAAUUCCUACUGUCGGAACCAACCUUGUGAAUGUUCAGGUUGGCAAGAAGACGGAGUUGACAGUUCGAGAACUUGGCGGCAGUAUGGGACCAAUAUGGCACAGCUACUACAAGGACUGCAGACAACUAUUGUUUAUGGUAGAUGUGUCCAAUGCAGCCCAGCUGUCAGCCUCCACAAUCCAACUGCUGACAACAUUAACAGAUGACAGACUACAGGAUGUGUCAGUACUCAUCCUGCUCAACAAAGUGGACCUGCCAUCAUCCAUGACCCUCACAGAGCUGAAGAGUUUGAUGAGACUGGAUGACAUUGUCUGUCAUGCCAAACAGAAUGUCACAGUCCUAGAAAUAAGUGCCAGAGAGGGACAAGGUCUGGUAGAGACUAUAGCCUGGCUCAAGGACAAUAACAAGUAAAGGACUGUGGAUGUGAAUAUGUUUUGGUGUAUAAACUGUAUGCGCACAAGAGCUAAAUUUGAUUAUCACAUAGUAGGAUUUAUAUGUAAGUAUUCUCCUGGAUCAUAUGUGUAGAGCUGGUUCUCUUGAAACUUUAUUCUGAACACUUGCUGUUAAUACGACAUGUCUCGCAAUGACUUUGUUAUGCCAUACAUUUUAGUAUGUUCACCAUACUACCAAUCUUCUUUUUCAAGAAAUAGAAAAAAACAGUGAAAUAGAGUGUAAUAGCUGUUUGGUAUACAAUUGAAUAAAGGGACAUAGCCAUUACUGUCAUUAAUAAAAAAAAGUGUUGUUUUUA
Branchiostoma floridae (Florida lancelet) is the source of this 928-nucleotide messenger RNA. RefSeq names its product ADP-ribosylation factor-like protein 16. Bases 73 to 591 code for a protein of 172 amino acids. Lineage: Eukaryota; Metazoa; Chordata; Leptocardii; Amphioxiformes; Branchiostomatidae. The record is from RefSeq and is a predicted model, not a curated record. The transcript is spliced from 5 exons. Gene Ontology annotation, molecular function: GTPase activity; GTP binding.